AAUUACAAUUGACGCGCUUAAUAGAAAUCAUAAAUAUUAUUUCAAAGUUUAUAAUAUAUCUGCAAGAUCUAUUCAUGAUAUUAUUUUAUUUCAGUUCUCAGAAUUCAUUAAAAAAUGUUUAAAAUCUUUCCUGCAAAUCGGCAGAUUGACAAGUGACCGUGAAGAUCAGAAGCACUCGAUCGAAUUUCCGAAAGCGACUGUAGUUAACUUCAUUUUUGUGAAUAACGCGCCGCCGAUUUCGCGGAUGUCGUCCAAGUAACCUUCCACGUAACACCCACGAAAUAAUCAUGUUAUUAAGAUUCUGCGUUUUUUAAUAUCAGCGAAGCUCGGCCCGGACAACGGGCGGAUAAAGUGUUUUCAAUAAACUGUUAUAUUAUCUGAAAUAUAUUCUUAAUUCUUCCUCACCGUCUCACCCGUCUUUGACGAAGAUUUGACAGCACGUAAUAAUCCGAGACGCCAAAAUUGCAGCAUCGAGAGACCUGAGAAAUUAUGGUUUCUCGUCGAACGAAAAAAAGGAAGUGCACGAUUUUCCCGAACGAUUCAAAGCAGAAAAACUUUCACGAGCACGGAACCAUCAAUUAUUCGGAGAGCCAACUGCACGAGCAUCCGUACGAGACGCGUUCGAAGAGUUCGAAAAGUAAGAUAGAAACGACGACGCUCAAAUCUCUCGUCCCAUCGAGACGGCCAUCGAACGACAGUGUUAUAUAUCUAGGAUCGUUUCAUAAAAGUCCGCAACUUGUAACGUUAGAGGACAGCAACGAAAGCUCUUCCGAGAAAGUUGUUCAUCCGGAAGCAUGGACAUUAGAAUCACGAAAAGUCACAUAUAUUUGAAGUAACAUAUACAUUUGUAUUCGUUAUAAGCUCUAACUAAAUUCCUUUCUUUUUACAUCGCCUUUGAUGAGAAAAUGUAAUGACAAUUUCAUAUAAUUGAUUAAUUCAAACUAAAUAUUUUCUUACUAAAUUAAAAAGGAAUCUCUUAUCA
Messenger RNA from Monomorium pharaonis (pharaoh ant), 982 nucleotides. RefSeq lists its product as uncharacterized. The record is from RefSeq and is a predicted model, not a curated record. Lineage: Eukaryota; Metazoa; Arthropoda; Insecta; Hymenoptera; Formicidae. Bases 490 to 831 code for a protein of 113 amino acids. The transcript is spliced from 2 exons.